GUCGGCAAUUUGAAUAUUGUGAGCUUGAAGUAAAAGAGGCAGACUGGGAACUAAAACUUGCACUUUUCAAUAUGGCGGACAGCUGUGGAUGAAAUCCUGUUGUAAACAUUUGAUUUAAUUCUUUGUGAAACGAAAUUUAGAAUAACACUGAGAUGGAUGAACUGGUAACAGAUCUUAGCAGUGCACUUGACAGAACGAAUGAUCCACCCUCGGCGCAUUCUGACACAACGAUCGGAACGAGAGAGUCGCCAUCAGCGACUCCCGUUCGGAAAGCACCACGGAAAAGGCGAGGAAGAAAACGUCGAUCGGAUUAUCCGCCGUUCCGUGAUCGUCCAAAAGUAAGUGCUGAAAGCAAUGAUUCUGUAGAAGAAGCCUUGAUGGAUUAUAUUGAAAACAUAUCCAUGUGCCAAAGCGAUUCUGAGGAAGAAACAUCGUUUACGAAACGUCUGUUGAAAGUACAACUUCAUGGUCGCGAAAAUCCAGAUCCUUAUCCUGUGCAGGAAAAGGAGAAAGGAGAGAGUGACUCUGUGAGCGAUCCUCUAGUAGGGUUUACGAAACGUAGAAAGAAAAGAAAGAGGAAACUGAAAAGGGUUUCGGCUGCUCAAUCGUUGAACGAUCGGGAUUCUCCGUUAGGUUUACUCGGAAAUAAUUUGAAAUCUCUCAGUAGGACAAGGAAACGCAAAGUGUGCGGAAAAUCUGCCAUGGGAAGCGAAAUACAUAACAGUCUCAAAAGACGCGACGAAGAAGGUAGCUUAGCUGAUAUUGAAAAUGGUUUGAGUAGUGGAUGUGGGGAACCCAUGGAGACCAAUAUUUCCUCUAAUCAUUUCUACAAGCUACCUUCCAAAUUGCACGCUAACGCUCAGUUUGCCAAACCUAAAGACCAAUCUUUGCCACAUGCAUCGUCGUGGGUAGACCUUCAAGAUGGCGAAGAAAGAAUGAUGAUCAUAGCGCCGGAUCGGCGUAAAACUGAAUCAUAUGAAUCCUCUGGAGAGAGUGAUCUUGAGGGGUUUUUCACAAACGAUGAAGGUCGACUUGGAGACGAUGAAAAAGAGGAAAGCUCGUUUGAAUGUGACGUAAGGAUUAAUCCGUGGUGGGACGAGAAAGGUGCUAGUGACAUGGAAGAAGAAAAGUUCCAGAACAUUGUAAAUGGAGUCAUGGCUGAAUACAGAAGGCCCUAUUUGGCUGGUGCCGAAGGAAAGUUUGGCUUGGGUAUGUUAAGAAUCAGCUCAAUACUUAUAUUAGCUCAUGUCUCACACACAUGUACCACUUGUAAACAAAGGUAUCUCUUUUGCAUAUAAAGACUCUUUUUAAUUUUGUGGAGAACUCGGGGGAAAAAAAAAAAACAACCUUCUGACUAAUGAGGAGAACCUCCUCAAGUCCUAGAAUCAAACCUGAACUGUGAGUCUGAGAGAGAAAAUGUUCUCAUUACCUUCACCACUUCUCCCUUCCUGUUUUAACCUUUAACUCCUGUAAGUGAUUACUGUGUAACUUCUCCCAAUAACAAGUGAAAAAUUUUGUUGCAACAGUGCCUGUAUUAGGCACAAUUUCACGCCCUAAAUAUCCAUAUACUUUACAGCUAACAGGUAGUGAAAAUACUCAAACUCAUCAGGUACAAUUUAUUACCUUGAUUGAACACCUAAUUCUCAUUAUCAAUUAACAAGGAAAUGUGUAGUAGCUAGAGGGGAGAAUUGAAAAUUGAAUCUUGGGAGUUAAAGGGUUAACAAUGUUCUCUGGAGAUUUUGUAGUUGCUAGUUACAAAAAACAUUGAUCAACAAAGGUAACAUGUACUGGUAAACUCGUUUCAGAUUAAGACAUGUAUUUUACUGCUUAUCUAAUUUACAAAGCUAAUUUUAGUAAAUGAGGGGCUGUCUGGAGGAGACUGGUUUAGGUAUCAAAAUGUGGCUAACACUUACAGACUCUGAUAACGUACAAUUUGCUUUUUGGAUCAACAGGUCUUCAAGGGAGAUUAAAGAAAAAUUCUAAGGCACCUGGACAGGUAUAGAGUCUUGUUCUUGUUUAAAGUGCUCUUAACCCCUUAACUCCCAAGAUCUCAUUAGUAAUUCUCCUUACUGUCCGCUAUAUAGUUCUUGUGAUGUUAGUUUGGAGAAUUUGGCAUUGGAUCAACUUAUAAUCCCUUAAUUAAGAUUCUUCUUUAUUCUCAUCACUUGUCUGCUUGAUAUUGUAUUGAUAUUGUAAGGAGAAGUUUGGUCGUGGUCACUCAUGGGAGCUAAAGGGUUACAUGGAAUGAUAUAAAACUAAAAUGUGUAUAAUUUAUAUGUUCAUUCUUAUGUUACAUAUAGACUACAGCAGAAAAGAGCUUAUUCAAAAAUGAUGUGAAUUUUAUCUUUCUUUUAUAAUUAUUGUGGCAAUUUUCCCUCUUUGCCCCAAAUGGAUCUUCAUAAUUCAAAUGAAUCCUAGCUUUAAACAAGACAACAAGAGCCAAAAAAACAUGAAGACAGAGAAAUAAAAAGGAAACCUCCAUUUCAGAAUACAGUUGAACCUGUAUUAAGCAGUCACCCAUGGGGAAUGGUGUGCUUGCUGCCUAAUACAGGUGGACUGCUUAAUAAAGGCUCUACAGAAUUGGGUUCCUAUGAAAAAACAACACAAAAGGCCAUUUUAUGCUUUAAUUGACCAGAGCUUACACAUCAUAUUAGGCAGGUGAUAAACAAUCACUUCCUGGGACUUUGUUAUGGUUUUUGAUCAAUAUAUCAAUGAGUGAAUUUGAAAUUCCUGUCAUCUCUCAUUAGGAGACUUCUCUGGGGGAGCUGAACAGGAAUAUUGCAGUCUUCAUGCGGAAUGAGAAAUGGAUGGAGUGAGUUUUUUAACAUGUCCAGUAUGUAGUGCAAUUACUUACAUGUAAUGAGUUAUAAUUAUAAAGAUGUGCACACAGUGAUGUUCAAGGCUCCUACACUAUCAUUUUACGAGCACUCCACAUAUUCAAGUGUGAUAUACUGAUAGAUGUAAAGGAAAUAUAAUUAUUGGUAAAAUUUUUUUAACACUGUUUUCUCAUUCUUUUGGAAAUAUAGAUUGUCUGUUUUUCCUUCAAACAAGAUGGAAAGGGCACAGGUAUGUUUAUAAAUGGAAUGUAAAUAUUCAAUGAACUAAUGCUGUGAUGUGAAAUUACAUUAUUAUUUUAAAUUUGUCAGUUCAUACAAUACUGUGAAUUUUUUGAAUAUUGAAAAAUAUUUUAUUUUGUCCUUCUUGAGUCACAUAAUUCGAAACUCUUUCAGCAGUUUGGAAAACGUCUGCAUACUUGUUUGAAUUUAUCACUAUUUUUUAGAUAUAGGUGACUUAGACAACUGUGCCAGGUGUUUUUGACAGUAUUCUACAUAUUGAUAUGUUUUAGUUAUUGCUAAAAAGCAUAACCCUUUGACUUGUAAGAGUGAUUAGCCUCUAAUUUUUCCUUACAACGAGAGUGACUAGCAUCUAAUUUUUCCUGACAAUAUCACCCCCAAAUGUAACACUACCUUAAAGGUCACUGGAAGCUCUUGCUUGUUAAACAAAUGCAGUUUUUAAGGAAAUGUAUAGAGAACAGUAUGGAGACUAUUCCUACUGAUGUAGGGCUGUAAAGGGUUAAAUUUCAAAAGAGUGCAAUAUGGAAAUUUGUACUGCACCUGAUAACCUAUUUAUUCAUUCACAAUACACCAUUUUACAGCUGUGUACUUAGUUGCUACAUGUAAGCCUUUCAUUGGGAGUGUGGCUGAAGGUGACCUUGUUAUGAUAGAGACCAGUAUCUAGUUAGCAUGAUAACAAAGGAAUUAACAUUUGAAAAGCGGCAAUGUUUGUAUCAUAACAAGGUCACUCUUUAGCCUCACUCCUGUUCAAAGGCUUGGCAACCGAGAAUGCAAAUGUAAAAUGGAUUAUUGACCAGUUGGAAACAAGACAUUUUGUCAAGUAUAUUAAUAACAGUUUAUUUCACAAUUUAUUUUCUUUUUCUGCUAGGUAUACCAGUGGGCUUCUUUAUAUUCUCUUCAGUGUCGAUCAGAUCCUGCUCAUAAGGGGAGAGUAUUACUUUGCAAAACAAGGUAGGUUUUUUUUUUCCUCAAAUAUGUUUUAGCCAUGUUAUUUGGUACUUGUAGGGCCCUCAAGUUUUAGGAAUUGAGCAUGAAACUCACACAAAGGAAUUCAAUCCCACCCUCUUUCACUGCAACUGUUGUUUCUCGUGCAUUUAAGGCUUUAGGUUUGAACUGUUAUUUUUGAAUAACAAACUGCUGCUUUAAUGAAGUACCUAUGAAAUAGACUAUCCUUUUAAAAAAUAAUUUACUCCUCAUUCCCUUUUUGCUGGCUUCAAGCACUUUCCAGAAGUGUAAAUUCUCCUUCAGAAUAAAGGAAUUCACAUCUUAGCUACAUAAUUUUUUUACAAUUUUUUUCUAAGGCAGGAGGCCAACAUUCACCCCUCAGGAGUGUGAUGCCUACAGCAUUACAAUUCAAGGCUGAGUGUUUGUCUCCACUAAAGAUCUUUAUGAUAGAUGAGAAGUUUUUGAUCCUGUUUGUGUAGGGAAUGUUAUUUGAGUUGAAAAUAGAAGGAAACUAUAAGGCUGAUUUGACAGAGAAAGAAUUACUUUUCUUUUGAUUUCUGCAUUGUUGAAUCAGCUUAAUGUUGGUAUCUAUGUGCACUGAGUUGUUUUUGUUCUGAAGUUUUUACUGUAUCCUAUCUUUACUUUCUAAUCAACUCUCCCCCCAAGACAUCCCAACAGACCUGGUGCAGAAUCAAAAAGACGCAGAAAAAUGCCUCCCCCAGUUGACGCCCUGCAUUCCACAUGUAAGUGCUACUUUGUCACUUGGGCUCAUUCAGGUUUUUGCUUUUUUAACCCUUUAACUUCCAUGAGUGACCAAGACAGAAUUUCUCCUUACAAUAUCAAUACAAUAUCAACAAGGUAUGUGAUAAGAAUAGAGAAAAAUACCAAUUUGGAGAUAAUAGGUUGAUCCAAUACUAAAUUCUCUGAACUAACAUUAUAAGAAUUGUAUGGUUGACAGUAAGGAGAAUUACAAAUUUGAUCUGAGAGUUAAAGGGUUAAACUUUGUUAUUUUGAUAUCUUUUGCAUAAAUUUGUAUUAGCAAUAGCCAAUACUACAGUGCACCCAAUGCAAAUUAUCUCAGUGAACUGUUUUAGUGGUGAGCAUCUGUCGCCAUUCACUCUUGCAAAAGAUUGUUUCUUUUGAUGGUAUCUAAGAGGUUUCAUCACAAUUUAGUAUGAUUAUACUUUCCCACAUAAUUUUUUUGAACUCAAACUAAACAAAUGGUUACAUUGUCAACUUUGAGGCCCUUUGCCUCUGUGUGUACUCUAUUCUUUGGGGAUUUUGUAAGUUACACUGUACCAAGGGAACAAUAUAACACUUAAAUAAUAGCUGAACCAGGCUAAUGCAUUAGUGUCAAACCAUAAAAAUUUAAUCACAUUGUGGGUUAAGCAGAGAAUCAAUGUUGUUCCAUAAAGAAAUGAUGGGAUGUAAUGCAGUUGUCCUAAGGAAAUGGGAUGCUUCCAGGCUGAAGCUUUGGUGUGUUAAAAUGACUCACCAGUCAUCCUGAAAGCCAGAAAGUCAAUUUGUUAUAGAAAGUGUGUUACAAAAUUUGAACUUUUUUGUAUAUCUGAAGUCAUUAUGGAGGGUUUCUGACUUCUGUUUCCACAGCGACAGUGGGAGUGGAAGCUGAUCCAAUACCUUCAUCAAAUAUUGGGAACCAGAUGUUGCGCGUUAUGGGUUGGACGCCAGGGACUGGACUUGGAGCUGACAGAAGUGGAAUCCAGGACCCUGUGAAGGCAUAUUUGAGACCAAAAGGACUGGGACUAGGCCAUCCAUGGCCUCCGUAAAGUGAACAAGAUCUAAUUUUAUAUGGAGGACAAAUUCAAUUGUUUUUUAAUAACGUUUUCCCGAAGCCCAGUAUGAUUUGAGGGGAACCUUGAAUUUGAGUUUUGGAUGCGUUUUAUGGAAAGAAGUGCAGAAAUUUGACAAUGUAAAUAUGAUUUUAUGGUUAACAUUUAAUAAUUUACGCGUUGUGUUAAUAAAGGUAUCUCGAUUGGCGUCUACAUGUAAUGUCAUCUUCGAGUAAAAAGAUGUUCUUCAACUCACAAGUUUUCUUCCCUUGAAUUUUUUUCAUGGCUGUUCUCUGCCAUCAGAGUGAGCUAGUCAAAUGGGAACAUUCCGUGUUAAGUAUACCAACAGGUUAG
Molecule: messenger RNA, 6163 nt
Organism: Pocillopora meandrina
Lineage: Eukaryota; Metazoa; Cnidaria; Anthozoa; Scleractinia; Pocilloporidae
Source: the annotation of a GenBank genome assembly